CUUUGUGCUAAUCAAACCACAUGUCGACGGCACCAUUGUCGUUGGAAAAUCUUGAAAAAGUUGCAGGCUUAAAUAAAAGGGAAGUAAUUUAUAUAAAAUUACUCGAUUAUGAACAGGAACUCCAACGAUUGAGCAAAACAUUUCGAGAGAGCUCUCUUCAAAGCUUCAUAGACCCAAUACAUGCUUUAAUCAAGCAGUAUGGAAGUUAUAUAGGCUAUCCUACACGAUAUUUAUUAUCAAACUGUGUAAUUGCACUGUUAAAAGGAUUUGAAGGAUACCAGAUAAACCGUGUAUUGGUCGGAUUCGUUGACAAUAUAAUUGAUAAAAAAGAUAAUGUUGAAAUUCUAAAUAACUUAUCGGUUCUUGGUAAUUGCUUACAAGCGUAUGGUCAAACGAUAAACCAGCAAGAGACGUUCGUAAAGGUUUUUCUCAAAUACUCCAAGAAUAAUUAUCCUCAUGGCCUUCGGGUAUGUGCUCUUCAAGGUCUUUCUGAAAACAUUCGACACGCUGGAAGCCAUUUGAGCGAAGAAUUAUUGAAGGAGAUUUGGAAAUCUAUCAAAUCUAAUUUGGGAAGUUCUUCGUUGAACGUCGUUCUUUCUGCUUUAAAUUGCUCUUACAUCUUACUUUUAAACUCUUCUUUGCGAAAUUCGGAUUUGGAAUGGUUAAAAUCUUAUUUAUUAAAAAAAUGCUCCAUUGAAAACUCGGAUUUGCAAAGCAUGUUAGCCAAAUGCUUUACUGCUAGCACCAUGUUACAAGCGCACCGUCAGAUUGAAGCUUUAAAGGCUGCGUCUGGUUCUUCUGCAGCUGAUGAUGAAAAUAACGAAGAGUCUGAGAAUGCUCAAAAAAUACAAAGAGUUGAUGAAUCUGAUGAAUUCAGUAAAGUUUUGCAGAUGCUCCUUGGACUCUACAAUCAUAAAUACGCAAAAUCCGAGACACCUAGAGGUGUAAUAACUCUUGCAAUCAAGCAUUUUUUUCUUUUACAAGACUUUCCAAAAAUUCGAACAUAUUAUUCUGAAAUCUUAAGUGUUUUGCUUGAUUCUACUGUAAAUCCCCCCUUAAGCGAAUGGUUAUCUGCUUUAGAGCAACAACAUUUUACCUUUCUUUUGCAUGAUGUAAUCAAUUCGCGUUUCUUGGAUCAAGGUUCUGAGGUUCAGGCUUUUGAAUUGCUUUUAUCUAAAGUAUUGGAACCGUUCGUAGCUGACCAAACAAAAGUAUCAAUCACCUUAGUUCAGGUCGCAUUUGCUUCCAUUGCCGAUAUUCUGGCAAAAUUAAAGGGUUCUAUUACUCCUCAUCAUACUCAAUUCCUCAGAUUACUAUUUGAUAGUAUUAGCUUGGGUAAUGACAGUCUGAAGAAUAGUGCGGCAUGGUGUUUGCGAUGUUUGCUUAUAGUGAUGCCAGGUCCCAUAAUGCCAACGUUACUAUCACUUUUGGGAAAGCUAGAGAAUGAACUUAAGCUAAUGCGUUCGAAAACGAAGGAAUCAAAGAUCAAACCAAACAACGGAAUUUUGAAUAAUUUAACUCUGGCUUUAGUAUCAUGCUAUGUCGCAGCUGAAAAGAAUCCGUUGUAUGUUUCAUCUUUUAUAUUUUCUAAAUUAUUCAAUUUUUCCCUCGAUCUUAUACGGUCUUCUACCAGUUUAGAUUUAUUCACAGCUCAGGCUCAGUUGAAAGUAGGAUGGCGUUUGAUGACAACGUAUGUUUCAUUCGGUCCUUCUUUUACUAGAAUGCAACUUUCGCAAUUGUUCAUUUUGUGGAAGAAUGCGCUUCCUCGUAUAUCAUCUAAUAUUCAUUCUCAAAACUUUAUGGAAUCUAAUGCUGACUUAUUUACUCGCUAUGAGGCUCUUCAGUGCCUUCUAGCAUUUUUGAAGUAUAACCGGGUUCUUCUAACUCCUGAUGUUCGUAAACGUAUAAUUUUAUUCCUUACGAAUUGCUUGAAAUUUUAUAAAUCUUUUGUCCUUACCAAGAAGCUAGAACUUCAAACAGCUAUUCAUUAUUCUGACUAUUCUCACAGCGAGUUGCGAACGUUGCUUUUAUCGAAAGUGUUUCAAUGUUUCUUGGAACUUACGAACAUAAAUGGCGUUACAUUAGACGAUCAAGAGCUAUUAUCAACAACUGUUUCAAUAAUAGCAGAGCUUUCAUACCUCCAAUAUCUAGAUGAUGAUUCCCAACAACGCAACUAUUCUUUAAAGGUAAUACCAGGUUUAUUUUCUUCAUACUACCCCAAGAAAAGCGAUGAUGGUAAUGAUAUCACUGUAGGACCAAUGCCUUACUUAAUAGGAGACCCGACAGCUGACAUGCUUUUUCUGUUUUCUGAAUCAGACAAUUUUUCUUUCCCAUUUGUUCCUCCUUUGGCCACUGCCGUAGUCGAUAGUGCAGUCAUAUUAUUUUCUUUAAUAUUUUGCUAUCAACCGCCGAAGGUUAUGGAAAGUACAUUAGAAAUCUUAAUUGCCUCAGUCUGUAACCCAAGUAAUACGAGGGAUAUUUCCAGGGAGAAAGCGAUUUCUACAAAUGUUCUAUUUUCAAUUCACGGAGCUCUAAAAGUCUUUUGUGUGAAGAAGCUUUCUUUAUCAAGUAAGGUUGUUUCACUUGUUAUUGAAUUAUUGGAUAUAUAUUCUGGUACUGACGAUAUGACCGUAAUCCGUCUGUUUUCAGAAUCUUACUCAUUUUUGGCUUUGCUUUAUCAUAAUAAACCGACAUUUGUUCUUGACGUUCUCAUACAGCGGGCUGCGGAAUCCGGAAAUCCAAAUUGUAGAGCAACAUCAAUAAUGGGUGUCGGGCAUACGUUAGCCAAGCUUGGUUCUGGUGUUUCCCAAGCAUUAUUAGUAAGAGCGUAUCAGCUACUUAAAGUGUUUAAUGCUGACUCCAAUGACACUGUAAGAAACUGUUCCAUAGAAGCGUCUUUCGUGUCAUUGGGAACAAUAGCGAAAACUAUACCAAGUGUUUUAACUGGCCAAAUGCGAAUACUACUUAAUUACAUGAUUUCAGCUGAUGUCGACAUAGAUAUGUUACUUCUGAAAAGAAAAACCGACUUGGUCUAUCCCACCCACUUAUUUAUUGAAUAUCUUGAUUGCUUAAUUAAUGAGCUGGGCCCUACUUUAAGGAGUAACUCUUAUGACUCUUAUCUUGCUUACAACAUUUCGAGAGAGCUACUGCGUUUUGCUGGAGAGGAUAGUAACAACAUCACUCGAGUAUAUAAAUGUUAUCAACAUUUGUAUCUGUUCACACCACUUGAUUUAAACUCUGGUGUUUUCAUCGAUGUAAUAUUUAGAAAUAUUGUUGAUGUUAAACAUCCAUUGAUUCGAGAUUCAGCCAUUGAGGUUUUGUAUCAAAUUUUACUUCAAAAUCAAUCGUUUUCCGAGUCUUGCUACAAAAGGCAUCUGGACAAGCUCAUCUGGCAAUCAAUUGAUGCUACACCCGAAAACAAAUUUUUGAGAAAUAUAGUACAUAUGUGGUUUAAAGAUUUCAAGGAAAGCGAUAUUUCCUGGUGGGUUAAUAUUCUCUUAUAUUUAAAUGGUGUAAAAGGAAAUUUUAACUUCGAAAGGUCUUUUGGGGAUGAAACAAAUCAUAACUUGGAUGAGGACACUGUGUCGCUUGCCCAUUCCCUUGUUUCUACAGCUGGCAAUAAGAAUUAUCGCUGGCAAACUCAACUUUUUGCAUCCUCGAUUUUAAAUACAUGUAUAUUUGAUAUAAUGUCCAGCAAAGCGGAAGCUUCACAUUAUUUGAUUUCCAGAAUUUCAGAUUUGGUACGUGUAGCUUUCAUUCUAUCUACAUCUGAUAAUUUUUUUUUAAAAGAAAGUGGCCUCAAACUUUUGGAUACUUUAAUUAUGAAUUUUCAAACAGUAAAGGACCCUGAUUUUGAGGAUGUUCCUUUGUUAGAUCAAUUUCAAGCGCAAAUCAGCUCUGCUUUCACUUCUGCAAUAACUGAGGAGUUUGCACCAGAAAUUGUUUCUCUAGCAUUAAACAUAGGUGCUAAUUUCAUUGGAACAGGUCUCCUUCCGACAGCUAGCCAAGCGAAUCGCGUAGUAAAUAUGUUGAAAUAUGCACUUGAUACAAGCUUUUUUGAAAAUGGCAAUGAAAAUAAUAAACAAUUUCAGAACGAUUCAAUCUACGUCCUUCGAGUAACCACGUUAUCAGCCUGGGCAAUCUUGUAUGGUUACUCCCAUAAAAUCGAAUAUCUGAAAGAACUAGUUUCUCCUUAUUUGAGACGUUUUGCUGCGCAUUGGGUGGUAACCUUGAGAGGUUAUUCACGUCUUCGGUUUGGACCUAGCUUACUAAAAGACUUUGUUGCGGAUACUUCUUUUUCCCACUCCCAAAAUAUAAAUCCUAAAAUCCUUUUAGAUAUAUACGAAGCUACAUGGCUGAAUAUCGCUGAAGCGUUGACUCUUCUUCUGGACGAAAAUCCCGAUCUUGUCUAUGGUAUUUUAAAUGGAGAGGAACUAACGUUAUCAGGAGAAGAUAUAUUUUUCCAUGAUAAUAUAAACUACAUAAGUGACAAGCAUUCGUUCAAUUUCUUUAUUUUCAGUGUCUGCUUUCAGUCACUCCUUAUCCCAAGCACCUUACAAAAAUUUGAGAAACCGGUUUUACGAAUAAUGAAAAUCAUGACUUCUAUUUUGACUGAGGAUUUAUGUACAAAUGUACUGUAUGACACUAACGUUUUCCCAGAGGUUAUUGAUCUUCUCAUAAGACUUAUUCUUACGGAGGAUUGGGAAACAAAAACCAGUAUCGUUCUUUUUGUCAAGAGAUUAGCGUUGGUGAACCCUGGACAUUCUAAGUUAAAAGUGUGCGAAAGUGAUUCUGUUACUUCUUUAGAACCUUCUGUUUCGGAAGGAGUUGAGCAAUUGUUUGACUUAGUUAAGAUAUUGAUUUUAGCUUUAACCGUCAGGUUGCCAGGACUUCGAUCAAACUCCGUAUAUUCUGCUGGAAAUGAAAAAUCUAGCCAUUUCAUUAUACUAUGCUUUGACUCCUUUUUGGAACUUGCUAAUAUUUUCCCCACCAUUGUAAGAGUUGAUCUAUUUGCUACUGCUUUACACGUUUACGAAGUUAUACUUGAUGAUCCGUCCCUCCUUAAAUACUCCAAGCAUGAGCUUCUGGGUGUCCUACGAAAACUACUGAGUACAAUGGUUACGCAAGAUAACUCUAUUUGUUCAACCUUAUGCUACACUUUGUUUGAGCAUCUUUAUUCUAUGUUAGAAAACAAGUAUCAAUCGGAAAGCACAGAUAAAAAGGAGAUCAUCCUGCUGAGCAUGGUGCUCGUCCUCACGAUAGCAGCUCCUCUCUUAGAUGGAGAGCAGCUUAUAAUCCAAAACUUUGUAACGUCCCUUUUCGAUCUUUUAAAAACAACAGAGGAUUUUCAAACAGCAACAAAAUGCACUUCUUCGUUAUUGUUGGCGAACAGCAAACAUAACACAAUGAAUGCAUUGUGUCGGAAAAUUAUUGUUGAUUCUGUUGCAAUGCUUCAGAAAAAUGAAAUUUUACAAAGCGGCCGGUAUCUUGAAAGCUUUCUGCCGUCCUUACUGAGCAUGUAUCAAUACAUUGAUGAGACCAAAAAACCCUCCUAUAUUAACUUGGCUCUCCCAAUAAUCGGACAUUUUGGUGUUUUGAUUGAGAAACCUGAAGUCCGUAAAAAAGUUGGAAAUUUGUUGCUUAACUUAAUGUCCAAAGAGCCAGAAACGACGAAAGAUAUUCUACAACAAGUAACCAACGCGCAAAGGAAAUGCAUCGAAGAUUUUGUUAUGCAAACUCAAUUAGAAUAGGGUUUUUGUUAUGAAUUUAAAGGAAACAAACAAUACACAUGGAUGAAACGCUUGUGUUUGUGAGAUAAGAGGAAGUUUAUUUAUACAAUAAUUAUCAAAAUUAUAC
Molecule: messenger RNA, 5856 nt
Organism: Schizosaccharomyces cryophilus OY26
Lineage: Eukaryota; Fungi; Ascomycota; Schizosaccharomycetes; Schizosaccharomycetales; Schizosaccharomycetaceae
Product: Pof6 interacting protein Sip1
Exons: 10
Coding region: 21-5750 (1909 amino acids)
Biological process (GO): endocytosis; retrograde transport, endosome to Golgi; intracellular protein localization
Cellular component (GO): Golgi apparatus; endocytic vesicle; membrane
Source: RefSeq, a predicted model, not a curated record